Molecule: messenger RNA, 582 nt
Organism: Vicia villosa (hairy vetch)
Lineage: Eukaryota; Viridiplantae; Streptophyta; Magnoliopsida; Fabales; Fabaceae
Product: NAD(P)H-quinone oxidoreductase subunit H, chloroplastic-like
Exons: 1
Coding region: 1-582 (193 amino acids)
Molecular function (GO): NAD binding; quinone binding; NADH dehydrogenase (ubiquinone) activity
Source: RefSeq, a predicted model, not a curated record
AUGCAAGGUAAUUUGUCUGCUUGGCUAGUCAAAAACGGAAUAGUUCAUAGAUCUUUGGGUUUUGAUUACCAAGGAAUAGAGACUUUACAAAUAAAGCCCGAGGAUUGGCAUUCGAUGGCUGUUAUUUUAUAUGUUGCUAAUUAUGAGUGUUACAAGGAAUUUGAUUGGGAAGUUCAAUGGCAAAAAGAAGGAGAUUCAUUAGCUCGUUAUUUAGUUCGAAUUGGUGAAAUGGUGGAAUCCAUAAAAAUAAUUCAACAGGCUUUGGAAGGAAUUCCAGGGGGCCUUAUGAAAAUUUUGAAAUUCGCUGCUUUGAUAGAGAAAAGGAGCCAGAAUGGAAUGAUUUUGAAUAUAGAUUCAUUGAUAAAAAAAUCGUCUCCUACUUUUGAAUUGCCGAAACAAGAACUUUAUGUGAGAGUUGAGGCUCCCAAGGGAGAAUUAGGAAUUUUUCUAAUAGGAGAUCAAAAUGGUUUUCCUUCUAGAUGGAAAAUUCGUCCACCUGGUUUUAUCAAUUUGCAAAUUCUUCCUCAAUUAGUUAAAAGAAUGAAACCGGAUGCCUUCUCUGGGCUCGGGCUCAAGAAAUGA